AUGAAUGAUUCAAUCAGAAUUACUAGAGGUAUACCACAUAAUAUUCAAAAUUUUGGGGAUUUUCCCUCAUUUGAUUUGUGUAUUACCCAAGGGUUGCUCGAAAAUGUAGGAUCUGCGGCUAGAAUGGCACAAGAGAGCUCUUCCAAAAAAAAGAGGGUUUUGUGGUCUGAAACCCCUGAUGAUCAAGGAAAAGAUAGAAGUGAUGAAGUAUUACUUUCUGUCGAUGAAGAGGCAAGUGAAUUUUACGUCAAAGAUCAACCAACAAAAGCUCCACAUAUCCAAUGUGUCUUUAACAAUGGCAUAAAAGCUGACUUGAUUAGAAAUUUACAUGAGCAUGUAUAUAAUGUAUUUCGCGAGAGCACUUGUUUUGGUAAUUACAUGCAAAUGCAUGGAUGUUGUGCACGCGGACAAAUACAUAGGUGUUGCAUGGCUUUGGAACUCAAUUGUAGUUCUUGUCGAGCAUUUGUCAUGCGUGUCAAUGGAUCUACGCUUCGUUUCACUUUAAGAGAAUUCGCUUUGAUUAGUGGAUUAAACUGUGUUAGCGAAGAAAAAGAUUUCAUUUUUGAUACAACAGAACCAAAUAGGUUGAUGGAACAAUAUUUUCAGGGUGUUAAGUUGAUCAGAAAAGUAGAUAUAAUGGAGAGUUUUGAGGCAAAAGUGUGGGGUGAUAACGAUCAGGAUGGCUUGAAGUUUGCCAUAUUAUUCUUCAUCCAAACAGUUAUUUUCUCAGGUGAAAGAGUUACCAAAAAAGUUCCUAGAUUACAUUUUGAUCUGGUUGAAAGCGGUACGUACAGUCAGUUUCCAUGGGGUAAAAAAUCUUUCUACUUGUUGAUGAAGAGUUUGAGCAAGAAGAUGGAUAGUGAAAAACAGUUUUACAGAAUCGGUGGCAUGCCUAUUGUCAUUCAAGUAUGGUUAUAUGAGUGCAGUUCAAGUAUUGACUUUCAAGUUGCUCAAAAGGUUGAUGACCACAUUCCGAGGUUACUCAACUGGCAGACGGCCAAAGAGAUUCCGAGAUACAAGAAACUAAUGAAGACCAUAUUCAAUGAUGUUAAUAACAAGGUAUAUUACCUGCAUACUUUGGUUACAUUAACUUUCUGGGAUACAUAA
This is a messenger RNA of Solanum stenotomum, 1107 nucleotides long. RefSeq lists its product as uncharacterized. Bases 1 to 1107 code for a protein of 368 amino acids. The record is from RefSeq and is a predicted model, not a curated record. The transcript has 3 exons. NCBI's taxonomy places the organism in Eukaryota, Viridiplantae, Streptophyta, Magnoliopsida, Solanales, Solanaceae.